This is a messenger RNA of Xyrichtys novacula (pearly razorfish), 7540 nucleotides long. The record is from the annotation of a GenBank genome assembly. NCBI's taxonomy places the organism in Eukaryota, Metazoa, Chordata, Actinopteri, Labriformes, Labridae.
AUGGAAGACUUUGAAUACAGCGUGGAGAUCUGUGAUCGGGAUUGGGAUUGCUUCUUUGCAGAGUGUGAGGAGUGUAACCUGCUUCCCGCUUCAUUAGCAGGUCUGGAUGACUCAGGGAUGAGCGAUAUUGAUGAUGCGAGGUCCAUUCUCGCCAAGAGGGCUCAGAAAGUUGACCUGAAAGCCAGCUUAUCAGACACUGACCACCUGAUCGAUGGCCCCCCAGACUGUGAGGGGUCUCCUGUGGAGCAUUAUCUUAGCAAAUAUGGUGUGGGUGGUAUGGAGAGCGUCCUCUCGGGCAGUGAGGAAGAUCUACACCUGCAAUCAGUCAACAUAUUUUUUGAAAGGUUAAAGAGUGGCACAGAGGCUGACAGGCUUACUGAGCCAAGCCAAGUAACAAAAGGAAAAAACAGGGAAAAGAAAAAGGAGGAGGAAAAGUGUGGUGAUGGGCAAGAAGCCAGUGGCAGUGGUAUGCCAAAAAACUGCCCCAAGUUAAACUCUCUGCCUGCCAGCAGUGAAACAGCAGUUGGCAAAGUGACUGUGAAACCUGUCGACACCAUCAGCAGCAUAAUGAAAACAAUCAAAAGAGAGAACUCUGCUUCCAAUAUUUCCCCUGAACCUGCAGCCAGUAAUUCAGUGAUCAAGAUCAACAAAUCAGGUCACCAUGAGCUUUUCAUCAGAGAAGAAGCUGGAGAAGCAACGCCAAGAAGAAAUGAGGAAACACAGUGGAAUCAAUCUCAUGCCUCCCAGGAAAGAGUUGUCUUCUCUGGAUCAACAACUCAACCUGACAAAGUGGUAAAACUGGACAUGCACACAACUCAGGGGGACAUUAAACAGGAACACCUGCUGUCAAAGCAGUUAACCCUCAGUAAAAAGAGCAGCACUGAUUCAUGGAGCAAUCUAGGAACACUGACCAAUGUUAAAUGGAGGGAAGACCAAAACUCAAAUAUUUUACAAUUAGAUGCAACAAGCACAAACAAAAAAGCGUGCCCAGAAUCAUCUCCAUCUGCCUCUCUUAAAAGGAAGCGAAGGAAAAAGAGACGGCUCAGUGUUGAGGCUGAGAGUGUGUAUGGAUUUGAGAGGCAGGUUUCAGUCAAGCAGAGUGACUCAGAGGAGGAGCAGCGUGCAUGGAAAGGAGGGACUGGACUUUUUGCAUCCAACAAUUUUCACUUUCCUUAUCUGAAUCAAGCACAAAAAACUGUUAUUCCUUCUUAUACUUUGUAUCCAGCCACGGUCAGUCUCCCUGAGAAGAUAUCUGCAAAGGAAAUGAAUGUAAAUGAUCUUUCUCAUUUCAGUAGUUCAUGUGCCAGUCAGAGCCCAUACUUAAAAGAGAGCAUAGUCAGACACACAAGCUCUAUGGAAGAUAAUACACCCCUUAAAGGGUCAAUUUCCCCAUUGAGUCAAAUUAAUAGCAGUGUAAUGUCAGCGCAAAACAACCGUGGUUUUAUGGAGUCGAAUCUAAAAUCACAUUGUAAAUUAAAGGAAGAAUCAGGUGGACUGAAUAAUCAUCCAGGGUUACAGGUUUCAAUAACUGACCGUGUAACGUCUCCACACGCAGGAAGUCCCUGGCAGUCUGAUGAAAUCAAACAUUCUAUGAGUUUAGGUAAAAAUGAACACAGGCAAAGAUCAUGUACAGCAGAGGUCAGUUCAAUAACAAACCGUACAGAGUCAAAUGAUCCCGCUGUGGCUGUCAGCCAAAAUGACAAAGUAUCUGCUGCUAAGUCAGUCCUGGCUGUGGAGGCUGGAAAUUCUGGCAGAAACAAGCACACACCGUGUCAAAGAGAGGCUGAGGCCCAACAACAGCUGGAAAUUGACUGUCACUACUCUGACCAAUAUAGCCCUACGCUGGGAAAGACUCAGUUCCCCCUGUGUGAAAUUGGUACGAGCAGUUCUGAGGUUCACAACACACAACCAAAGCCAAUAAAAAUUGGAGCCUUUCCAUCUGUCGAGGAGAUGUCCUGUCCAGUAGACAGUACUGAAUUGAUAUUAGAUACCGGCAGUUCAUUGCCUGAUAAAUGGUGUCAGUCUAAAACUCCCCCCAGUCUAGAUAGAAAUACAACAAUCCAGCAAACAGAACCCCCGUUGGUGCUUUCUUCAGUAACUAAACUCAAUGUUUUGUCAGACAAAGACACAACAGCUAAGAGAAAUGAAUUAGCAGCAUCACAAAUAACAGGAAAAAAGCCAGUGUUACCUGGUGAAAUGAUUCAAACAAGCAAAAAACAAAGAGAAAAUCAACUAUCCAACUCUGAAGACUUACUAACAAGUCCAUCAGACGAGACUCCAGCAACAUCCUGCUGUACUCUCCAAACAGAAUCUGUUGUGUCUGUUUCUAAGGAAAAUAUCACAGACAUAUCAGGAAGUUAUCUUCAGUCCAUCAGUCAAAACAACUCUGAAAGUCAAAGAGAGAAAUCAGCAUUAUUACUGACAAAGCAUGGGGCAGGAGAUGGCUCAUGUACAUCAAAAAGUCAGUCAGUCUCAGAUGAUACCACAGAGUUAAAAUGUGAUUUAGUGAUAGAAGAAGAAGAUGCUGUCACAGCAUCUGAAGCAGGGCAUGAACUCGAAAAGGCAACAGAUACAAAACAUUCAGUGUUCGCUAUCUCUUCUUUUUGGAAUGAGAUGGAAAAACUGACAAUAAAUGAUAUUUUGGGCUUACGAAGGAUCAGUAAAACUCCUCCAGCCAGCUCCCUCUCACCAUUACAGGAAAUUGAGGAGACUGAUAUGUUGACAGAUUCUGGCUUCUUCACUCAACCAGACGAGUCUAAGCCCGAGCAAACCAGCGAGGACUUUCAGGAUGAUUUUAACAAUACAGAACUAAGUCCAGGUUCUGGUAUGGCAGCCAAGUCCUCGUCCUCAAAAACAUUUAUGUGGGAAACUGAACCUCUCACUCUGUGUCCUGAAGCUGAUGUUUACCCUGAGGGCAUGUUAAUGACAUCUGUUGGUGAUAUCCCUGAAUCUGUCCUCACUGGAAAUGCUCAAACAUGCCUCAGAAAGAUUUCUAAAAAUAUUAGUGUCCACAAUCUCCCUGCCCUGGAGUCUAAGUCUAACUACACAUGGAAAAGCCAAACUUUACAAACGCCUGACAAAGAAGAGUUGGAGAAAGCUGAAUAUUUCACCAAUGGACACAUGCCUGGGCAAGACACAGACUGUGUAGCUCCAUCUUCCACCGACGGCUACAGAAUCUCUCUCACAGAUGUAUUUCAGUACCUAUUUGGUGGAAAGCAAUCAAAUCCCAGCCCGUCAGCCACAGAUGCGCUAACCUCCCACUACACUUGUGGUAAUUCUGUCUCAGAAACUUAUGAUCAUUUCUUCUCAGAGUUUGAUACAGAAAGCUUCUUCUACCCUUUCAUCACAACAGAAGAAAAAGCCAAAGACAAACUGGUUCCCAUCUUCUCCUGCUCUCGCUCAGCCAACAAAAAUCUGCAACAUCCAGACACUUAUGAGCACUUCUUUGCGUCUUCCUCCUCUGAUGAUUCCUCUGAAGAUGAAGAUAACUGUGGUCCUGUGAGGGUUGUGUCCAGGCUCAGUCGUACGUCAACUGCAUCCAAGAUUGACAUGUAUGAGAAUUUCUUCACAGAUAAAGACUUAAGGCAAAAUUUCUUUUGGAAGAACACGCUGUCCCUCAGAAACAUUGGUUUGGCUGGAUCUACUGUCAAAAAGCAAGCACUGUCAAACCUGUCUCCCGCACCUCUGAGACCAAGCGCUAAAUCCCUACAAAGGACAGUCUAUCCUGUAAAUGUUUUGGGAAACCAAGAUUUGAUGUUUCCUGAUCCUCUUCUUUACCACCUGGAAGAAAGGAUCUCCAGACAGCUCAUGCAGCAACCAUCUGGAUUUGAAGAUUUGCAGAUGGCCGUUUCGAAUCCAAGUAAGUCCAAGGAGCAAAACAUCUCAUUGUUGUUCAUAAUUAUUGCUAAACAUGUAACAGACGAUGUACUAUGAAUGGGUGGAGAUGAGAAGUAGAGAUAUUACUUAUCUAGGGACUCACGGUAAACAAAUUGACACAAAAUUCAUUUUUGCUAUCAUCGCUUUGACAUUUAAGGAUUGAGUCGCUUGAAAGUGAUCAGUAACUUAGAGACGCACUCACCAGCUCCACUGACUAGAUAUAGGAUGGGAUAUUCCUCCAUUUUUCCCUUUCAGAGCUGGCUGGGACUCAGUAGCUUCUUAUUCUAUUCUCACAGCGUUACCUGGUAACUGUCAUUUUUUUACUGACUCUAGAGACCAGACUAAAAUGGAAGCUAACGUUUUUGACAUCAUGUUUAUCGAAUCAUUAUGCCAACCGAGAAUAACAGUUUGACUAUCAUCUCAGUGGACAGUGAAGGAAUGUGGCAGUACUCUUCCCUGCAAUGUUUGAUCAGGUUGUCCCUGGUAUCGCUUUAAUUAUUGAGAACUGAUAAUCAAAUUAAGUAGUAGGUUUUAUUAGAAAUGUUCUUUGGCUUGAAAUGCAAAUGCACGUCCUUCACUAACACUUUAUUUGAAGGGGUACACAUAAGACUGACAUUACACAGUCAUAAUCAUGACAUGACACCAGUCAGGAACAUGGAUAAGGUUUAUGAAGGUUGUCAUUAAGUGUCAUUUGGUAAUUUGUUGCCAUGUUGACAUUGUUUGGGAAGGCAUUGUUGUCAACAUAGCAGCAAAGGUGUCAAAAUUUAGCGAAUGACACUUAAUGACAACCUUCAUAGGCCUUAUUCAUGUUCAUGACAGGUGUCAUGUCAUGAUUAUGUGUAAUGUCAGUGUAAUGUGUACCUUUUCAAAUAAAGUGUUACUGUUCCUUCAUAGGACUUAAAGCAGAAAUCUCUGUAUACUUUUUCUGUUUUUAAAGGGCUUGGAGACAGCUGGCUCAUUUGAUCAAUGUUUCUGAAUUUAGUACCAAUUCACAGAAAAGUUAUUUCCUGACACUCAAUAUAUGAAGCAAGUUUUGAUCAGACCCUUAAAUACUCUGACCCCAGUCAAUCAAGAAAACUGUCAUUGUUUAUGCCAGUACAGGGCUUAUACUGUAUUUUUUAAAAGAAAUUUCAUUUUGCAGUCAGGGUUUAUUAUAAACAAACUGGCUCAAUCACUUAACUUCAAAUUAUGGGCCAAGACCUGAAUCAAUUUAACAUAUUUGUAUUUUUAAAGGUAUGGAGAGAAAAAAAGAGAAAAUCUCUGGUAAAAACAAUAACAACAACAAAAAACCUUCAUUUACUGUUUAGAAGUGCUUUAUUGGUAAGAAGUAAAGAGGUAAAAUUAUGUUUUCUGUGGUUGAAAUGCAGAAAAAGAAAAUGUAUUAAAGCUUUUAGACGUUGUUGAAAUACAAAUUGCCUCAGUUUGGAUUAUGACCAAAAAUCAAGUGCUCUGAGUUUUUUUUCACUGUUAAUAGUAGUUAAUAGCUCAAUUGAAUUAGAUGAUUUCAAAAACAGCUUUAAACAUCUGUUUUUGUGAAACAAGCACGGCUAAAGUACAAAAUUUAAAAAGAAAACUCUUAAUUAUAGAUUAUGUUUACCUCAAUGCCUAGUUUGUGAACACCUUAUUUACCUGUACCUAGGGCUGGGCAAUAAAACGGUAACGAUAUGUAUAAAAAUUUAAUUUCCCUCGAUAUCAGUAUAAAACAUGGUCAAUAUGCUUUUCUGUGGUCGGCAUUCUGCCAUGUUUUGGUAGACUAUAUGAAUAGCCAAUGAAAAGGGGAUUUGCUCUGGGUCCGCUUCACACUGAACCAAUCAUGUGCUGAAUUAGAACCAAGUACCAAACAACUGCGUAGUAGCAGGCUGCUGCUAGACGCAUCCAUAGCACUUUAACAGGUGAAGCUGACAGCACUGUUGGUAAAAAAAAAAAAAAAUGAGUGCAACCCCGGAAGAAAUGCAGAUGAAGGUUCAACAGAUAAUGACAUCGUCGACAACACUGGCACGAGAACGUCGGUGGUGUGGAGGUAUUUUGGUUUUUUGAGGUCGGACAUGAAGCAGAGUAAUGUGCACUGCAAAUUAUGUUGAAUACAUGUUCUCGCAAAGUUGGAGAAUACCUCAAAUCUUUUUCACCACCUGAAGCAGUGCCACGCGGCAGAGCACACGCAAUUCAAAAAGUUACAAACCCAGAACGGAGCAAGGAGCCCAUGGCGAGUGCAGCUGAAACAGCCAAUCAUUCAGUCUGCUUUCUCUAGCCCAACGCCUUAUGACAAAACGUCGAAGAGACACAAAGAUCUCACAGAUUGCAGUAGCUUAUUGUAUUGCAAAAGACAUGCUACCAAUAAGCACUUUAAAUUUUUAAUGAAGAGUAACAGAGAGCAUUUAAGAUUGACAAGUGAUUCUUUUAUAUUGUGAUAAUAUCGAUAUCGACUAAUCUGAAAAAAUAUAUCGUGAUAAACUUUUUCCAAUAUCGCCCAGCCCUACCUGUACCUAUUUCUUAUUCAAAUAUUCAUGAUUCUUGAUUCUUAGAUCAUAUGCAUUAUAAACAGUAUAUUCAGAAUCACUCAUCAUUCAUCAUUCAGCUGAGCUGCUUGUGAUUCUUCACAUGCAGUCAAAGGUAAUACCGACUUGGUCAGCUGCUGCUGUCAUGACCGGUACAGACUCUCUUUCCUCAGCUGUUAGAGGACACUGACUGAACUUCAGGCACGCUAUGGUGAAAGCCAAGAGGAAUGGUUGUACGUGAUAACUUGACUACACUCAAUGAGCGUCCCAUCUAAGCUGUCAAAAGGGGGCUCUGAGUUAUCAGCAGUUGUGCAGGGUAAUUAGAAUAUACGAGUGUAUUGACCCUUUAUGUCUGCGUGAUUCCCCCUUUUUAAAAUUUAGCCUUAGUUAAGGUAAUACCUGACGAGUGAUAAGUGUAAUGCUUAGCAGCUGUUGAAGAUGAUUAUCUGAAAAUCAGCUGGAGUCCUAAUGUUAAGUAUCAGUGUCAUCCACCCAGUUGCCUUGUAGGUUGCAUAACAGUUAUCUGUUCAGUUUCCAGGACUUGACCAGGUCACAGCAUGACACAACAGGAUGUUCACUGUGGUCUGGUGCUCAGCUGUUGCUGUGUUAGUCCUGAUUAUAUUACCCUUGACCUCUGAUCGUACCCCUUUAUGGAAGACAUUUGCAUUUUACAAAGAACACAUAAUACUUUAUGAUGUUAUUGUUCUUUUAAAUUCACUUUCAUCUUUUCAUUUCAGGGUUGGAUGCCUCUCUUCUGCCUAUCAGACAUUCAGACAUGUGCCUGUUAUGUAUAGCAUUUGCCUCAUGGGUGAUGAAAACCACAAACCCACAAGUAGGAGAUGCUUGGAAGGCCGGUAUGUAGAAUUGAAAUACUUUAUACCUGCUAUAGUUGGUAUUAUAUUCUUUAUGCUGAGAUUUAUUAGUCAUUAUUGUGAGAAUCAGUUGGUCACUGAAAUAAUCUUGAAAAUGAUCGUCAUGUGAAUAAGUAAAUUCAAGGUGGAGUUGCAGAAUCUAAAGAAUGACAUUAGGUCUCAUAUUUUUUCCACACAGUUCUUCUGGCGAAUGUCAGUGCACUGUCAGCCAUCCGAUACCUCCGUAAAUAUGUCAAGAUGGAGGCGGCAUCCAGUGAGAAAAAAAUGCACUGUACCACCACCCCUUCAAGCUCAUGA